This is a messenger RNA of Cynocephalus volans (Philippine flying lemur), 2032 nucleotides long. RefSeq names its product 3-hydroxy-3-methylglutaryl-CoA synthase 2 (gene HMGCS2). The record is from RefSeq and is a predicted model, not a curated record. Gene Ontology annotation, molecular function: hydroxymethylglutaryl-CoA synthase activity. The transcript is spliced from 10 exons. Gene Ontology annotation, cellular component: mitochondrion. Gene Ontology annotation, biological process: acetyl-CoA metabolic process. NCBI's taxonomy places the organism in Eukaryota, Metazoa, Chordata, Mammalia, Dermoptera, Cynocephalidae. Bases 34 to 1560 code for a protein of 508 amino acids.
UGAACUGCUGGCUUUCUGUUUGCUCCUGGGAAGAUGCAGCGGCUAUUGAGUCCAGUGAAACAAGUCCUGCAAGUGGGAAGAGUGAUGCAGGAAGCUUCCUUCACGCCUGCUUGCCUGCUCCCAGCAGCCCACCAAAGGUUUUCUACAGUCUGUGCUGUUCCCCUGGCCAAAACAGAUACUUGGCCAAAAGAUGUGGGCAUCCUUGCCAUGGAGGUCUACUUCCCAGCUCAAUAUGUGGACCAAACUGACCUGGAGAAGUAUAACAAUGUGGAAGCAGGGAAGUAUACAGAGGGCUUGGGCCAAACCCAUAUGGGCUUCUGCUCGGUCCAGGAGGACAUCAACUCCCUGUGCCUGACAGUGGUGCAAAAGCUAAUGGAGCGCACACAGCUCCCAUGGGACUCCGUGGGCCGGCUGGAAGUGGGCACUGAGACCAUCAUUGACAAGUCCAAGGCUGUCAAAACAGUGCUCAUGGAACUCUUUCAGGAUUCAGGCAACACUGACAUCGAGGGCAUAGAUACCACUAAUGCCUGCUAUGGUGGCACUGCCUCCCUCUUCAAUGCUGCCAACUGGAUGGAGUCCAGCUCCUGGGAUGGUCGCUAUGCAAUGGUGGUCUGUGGUGACAUCGCAGUCUAUCCCAAUGGUAAUGCACGUCCCACAGGUGGGGCUGGAGCUGUGGCAAUGCUGGUUGGGCCCAAGGCCCCUCUGGUCCUGGAACGAGGGCUUAGGAGUACCCACAUGGAGAACGCAUAUGACUUCUAUAAACCAAAUGUGGCUUCAGAGUACCCAUUGGUCGACGGGAAGCUUUCUAUCCAGUGCUACUUACGGGCCUUGGACCGAUGUUACACAUUAUACCGCCAAAAAAUCCAGAAGCAGUGGAAGCAAGCCGGCAUCGAUCGACCUUUCACCCUGGACGAUUUACAGUUUAUGAUCUUUCACACGCCCUUUUGCAAGAUGGUCCAGAAAUCUCUGGCUCGCCUGAUGUUCAAUGACUUCCUGUCAGCCAGCAGCGACACACAAACCAGCUUAUAUAAGGGGCUGGAGGCCUUCAGGGGACUAAAGCUGGAAGACACCUACACCAACAAGGACGUGGAUAAAGCAGCUCUAAAGGCCUCUCUGGACACGUUCAACAAGAAAACCAAGGCCUCCCUUUACCUCUCCACGCACAAUGGAAACACAUACACCUCCUCCCUGUACGGGUGCCUGGCCUCGCUUCUGUGUCACCAUUCUGCCCAAGACCUGGCUGGCUCCAGAAUUGGUGCCUUCUCUUAUGGCUCUGGCUUAGCAGCAAGUUUUUUUUCAUUGCGAGUGUCCCAGGAUGCUUCUCCAGGCUCCCCACUUGAGAAGCUGGUAUCUAGUGUAUCAGACCUGCCAAAACGCCUCGCCUCCCGGAAGCGUAUGUCCCCGGAAGAGUUCACAGAAAUAAUGGACCAAAGAGAGCAAUUCUUCCACAAGGUGAAUUUCUCACCACCUGGUGACACAAACAGCCUUUUCCCAGGUACUUGGUACCUGGAGCGAGUGGACGAGCUGUAUCGUCGAAAGUAUGCCCGGCGUCCCAUCUAAACAUGUUCUACAGAUCCAUGGAGUGGUUCCUGGGAAAAGUAAACUAGCAGAGCUUCUGCCCAUAAAUAGUAUUUUAAAAAUCCCACUCUUAGUGGCUAAAUAAAAUUUGACACCAUAGCCUCCACAAGCAUUGGCCCUGUAGAGUGAGGGGCCACUCUUAGAGGAUCCCUCCUGCCUUUCCCUGAUGUGGUCGCUGAGACCAGCUUAUGGCUGUACGGACCAGGGGCCCCUUAUGAAAGAGCAAGAUGGAGUAAUGGAGAGGACUCUUCUUGAAUCACUGGCCUCCAGAAAUGUGGCAGAUCCAUUGUCUCCUUUGAGAUCCAGAUAAAGUUUUCUAUCAUUUGUUAUAACUUUAUUAUUGUCAAACUUUUGUGCUGUUUUAUCUUUCUUUCUUAAGUUUUCCUGUGGAUUUUAAAAUUUUAUAUCUUGUCCCAAGCUAAUAUAUGGCAAUUAAACAGAGAGAAGGAGGAAA